Molecule: messenger RNA, 2247 nt
Organism: Syngnathus acus (greater pipefish)
Lineage: Eukaryota; Metazoa; Chordata; Actinopteri; Syngnathiformes; Syngnathidae
Gene: ddx51
Product: DEAD (Asp-Glu-Ala-Asp) box polypeptide 51
Exons: 16
Coding region: 123-2093 (656 amino acids)
Cellular component (GO): nucleus
Molecular function (GO): ATP binding; nucleic acid binding
Source: RefSeq, a predicted model, not a curated record
AGAAGCAGCAGCAGAAGUAGAAGAAGAGAAAGAAGAAGAAGAAGAAGCAGCAGCAGAAGAAGAAGAAGAAGGAGACGCAGACGCAGUAGUUUAACAACGCUAAAGUUCGAUUUUUCAGUGCAAUGUCCUUGUUUCGGGUAAACAGGUAUCUUGGAGACGAUGAAGAUGGAAGUAUUUCAAAGGAGUCCCGAGCCCAGGUGUUUCUUUCAAAACUGCAUCUGAAGGCACAAGAGAAUCAGAAGCAACGUUUCGCAGAGUGUUCUGAAACACAAUCAGGUCAUCAAACGAAAAGAAAGGCCUAUAAUGACAGCAGCCAAGAAAGCCAAAGAUGCAAAAAGAGGAAAUCCAAGGCCGUUUCGGACAAUAUCCAUUCUGUGGAGGAUGAAGUGAAGAGAAGAAAGAAAGUUGAGAUGAAGAACCAAAAGAAUAGCCACUCAGACUGUGAAAUUAAUAGACUUCGGGGGCCUGGUGUCGUCAGCAGCUACAGAGAGGUUGAAAAGACGCCAGAUGAUGACAUCCCAAAUCCCAGCUCAAAGAUGCCUUCUACUCCAUCUGGUUUCACAGUUCUGGGAGGAUUUGAAAACAGACCAGUCCAAAAGGUUCACAGAGUACUGCCCGAUUGGCUGGCUCAGCCCAAUGUGAUCCCCCGGGACUUGAAAAGUAAACUGGUGCCUUGCUCAAAUAUCAGAGGACUUAGUGUGUCGCUGCUAAAGAAACUCCACCAUCAUGGAAUUCAGCACUUUUUUCCAGUGCAAGCAGAGGUCAUCCCAGUCAUCUUGGAGGGUGCACACAAUGCACUACUGAUUGGACAAGCUGGCUAUCAACCCAGAGACAUUUGUGUUUCUGCUCCAACGGGCAGUGGCAAGACUCUGGCUUUUGUCAUCCCUGUGUUACAAGUGCUGAUGAAGAGGGUCGUUUGCCAAGUUCGUGCCUUGGCCGUGUUACCGACCAAAGAGCUCGCUCAGCAGGUCUUCAAGGUGUUUACAUCCUAUGCGGAGGGAAGCACCCUGAAAGUGGUCAUGCUGGCAGGCCAGAAGUCAUUUGAGGCAGAGCUGGCUUUGCUUUCUGAACACAGAGGGGGGGUGAGACGCUGUUUAGCUGACAUUGUUGUAGCUACUCCAGGUCGACUUGUGGAUCAUAUUACCAAGAAUUCGGGCUUAUGUCUGCAUCACCUUAGGUUUCUAAUUAUUGACGAGGCAGACAAGAUGAUUGACAGUAUGCGCCAGUCUUGGCUCAGCCGGGUGGUGAAGGCAGUGUAUGGAAUGGCGGAAGCGAGAGCAGAGAAGGUGUCCUUCUCCAGGCAAAAAGCACCCUUGUAUGUUACAGCAGCCAGCCUAUCUCCUCCUCAAAUGCCACUUCAGAAGCUGCUUUUCUCUGCCACACUCACGCAAAAUCCAGAGAAAUUGCAGCAGCUGGGCCUCCAUCAGCCCAGACUUUUCAGCUCCACCAACGCCGCUGCCGCUCGCCCCUUGUCAACUCAGCCAACUGUCGACUCCCAUAAACUCGAGCACUUUGACUUCCCCCAAAGUCUGACGGAAUUUUAUGUGCCCUGUACGCUUAGCCAAAAGCCUCUCAUCCUCCUCCUCUUCAUCCUGCGCCUGAAGUUGAGACCCAUUCUUUGUUUUGUUAACUCCAGAAUGACAGCUCACAGACUUCACCUGCUGAUACGACUGUUUGGUGGCAUCCGAGUAGCAGAGUUCUCCUCCCGACUGUCUCCCAGAGAAAGACAGAAGAAGCUGAAGGAAUUUGAACAAGGAAAGAUCCACGUGUUGAUCAGCACGGAUGCAGCAGCCAGAGGCAUUGACAUCUCUGGGGUCAAAUGUGUUGUCAACUAUGAUGCGCCACAGUACAUCAGGACAUACAUUCACAGAAUUGGAAGAACGGCAAGAGCUGGAAAACCUGGCCUGGCCUUUACCUUUCUGCUUGGAGUCCAGAAGAAAGACUUCCUUCAGAUGGUUACUGAGGCAGGGAGCCGGGGGAUCCAAAAGCAGAUCAUUGCACCCGAAAGCCUAAAGAGUCUAGAGGACCGAUAUGAACAAACGCUACAAGAGCUUGCUUCUGCCAUUAAGGAGGACAAUGCGAACCAGAUAUGAUGUGAUGCCCCCUCUGAUGUGAGCUGACAGAAGAGCAGUUAGCGAAUGGAAAAUUGUCUUAUUUGAUCUUUUUUUUUACAACACAAACAUGACAAAAUAUUUCAAUAACAUUUUGUUAUUAAAGGACAAUGCCCUAACACGAUGAAAUCUUGUA